CGCCGUGAAGAUUAGGAGAGUGAUAAGUCUUCAAGAGACUCGUGAAGAAAGAGAGAGAUAGAUUUGUGUGUUGUAGGUUUGGUCAUUGAGAAGAAUGGUGAAGUCGACAAGUAAGGAUGCUCAGGAUCUAUUCCGUUCUCUUCACUCCGCUUAUUCUGCUACUCCAACUAAUCUGAAGAUCAUCGACUUGUACGUUGUUUUCGCUGUCUUCACUGCUCUGAUUCAGGUGGCUUAUAUGGCUUUGGUGGGAUCAUUUCCGUUUAAUUCAUUCCUGUCUGGAGUACUCUCUUGUGUCGGGACGGCAGUUCUUGCUGUUUGCCUCCGGAUUCAAGUGAACAAAGAAAACAAGGAAUUCAAGGUAUUUAUUUCAGAACAAAAUUUAUAUGAUAAUUUCAUUUAUAUCAUUACAAUCCAAACUCAAACAUAUACCUUAGUUACACAGUCGAAUUGUAUAAUGAGAAGGUGUUCUCGUUAGUGUAGCACAAAACAGUUGUAACAAACCUACGCGGGAUUGUGGCUAUGUUUGUGAUAGCAGUUUAGGCAUUUGGAGAAUAUUUUAGGGGUUGGGGUUUGCGGGAGAGUUAGAUUCUCGUCACUAUGCAUUGUUUCUAGGUCUUUGUACAUCGAUUGCAUUGAAGAAAUAUACAUCAUCUUUAUUUAUAUAUAGAUGUUGAAAAUAACCUGUGAACAUGGGAUGGGAAUCAAUUGGUCUCUUUUCCCAA
Brassica napus (rape) is the source of this 722-nucleotide messenger RNA. Its product is annotated as dolichyl-diphosphooligosaccharide--protein glycosyltransferase subunit DAD1. NCBI's taxonomy places the organism in Eukaryota, Viridiplantae, Streptophyta, Magnoliopsida, Brassicales, Brassicaceae. Gene Ontology annotation, cellular component: oligosaccharyltransferase complex; membrane. Gene Ontology annotation, biological process: protein N-linked glycosylation. The record is from RefSeq and is a predicted model, not a curated record. The transcript is spliced from 4 exons. The coding region runs from base 95 to 475 and encodes 126 amino acids.